Molecule: messenger RNA, 1238 nt
Organism: Stomoxys calcitrans (stable fly)
Lineage: Eukaryota; Metazoa; Arthropoda; Insecta; Diptera; Muscidae
Product: phospholipase A1
Exons: 3
Coding region: 244-1203 (319 amino acids)
Biological process (GO): lipid metabolic process
Molecular function (GO): lipase activity
Source: RefSeq, a predicted model, not a curated record
GUGUCCACAAAAUUACCUUCCAAAUUGUCUUUGCACUUGCAAAUUUUGUUAGUUAUGGUUGUUUUUUUACAUUCGUAAGACAAGAUAGAUAAUCUUAUCUAAUUGACAUAUUAGAGUGGUUAAUGUGAUCAAUCGUUUUAUGACUUAUCUUAUCAAAUGUCUUGUGCUUUAUCCUGAGCUGAAUUAUUUAAUAUAUACAGCUCUCCAAAUGAAUUUGGUUAGUCUGUGGAAAUACAAUUAAGGAUGAAGACCUUGGUAUUGGUCUUACUGGGUUUGGCCAUUCAUUUGGCUUUGGUCUCUGCCUCGCCUUUAAGACAUAGCAGCUUUGAUUUGGUGGAAUCCAGAGCCACAGGAGAUGUAAAAUUCUAUCUGUAUACACGUGACAAUGCCAACACUGCCCAGGAAUUGUUUAUAAACAAUGAAGAUUCUGUAAAGAAGUCACAUUUUGAGAAAUCAAGACCCACUAGAAUUAUUAUCCAUGGCUGGGGUGGCUCUUAUACUUCCACCCCCAAUAAACCCAUACGGGAGGCUUAUCUUUCAAAAGAUAAUUACAACAUCAUUUCUGUCGAUUGGAAUGCCUAUUCAAAAUUGAAUUACGUUUCGGCUCGUGCCAAGGUGCCUGUGGUGGGCGAGGAUGUUGCCGAAUUUGUUGACUUUUUGAAUGCAAAAUUCGGCAUGAGCUUUAGUAACUUGGUGGUUAUAGGCCAUAGUUUAGGCGCCCAUGUGGCUGGUUAUUGUGGCAAGAGAGUUAAACGUGGUACCCUGGCUGCCAUUGUGGGCCUUGAUCCUGCCUAUCCCAUGUACAGCUAUGAAAAUCCCGAAACCCGUUUGGCCAGCACCGAUGCCAAAUAUGUGCAGACUAUACAGACCAAUGGAAAUGUGAAAGGUUUCCUCAAACCCAUUGGCACAGCCUCAUUCUACCCGAACUGGGGUCGUCAUCAACCAGGCUGUGGCACGGAUCUCGAUGGUUCCUGCUCCCAUGGUCGUUGCGUCAGCUAUUAUGCAGAGGCCAUUAAGGGCUACUCCUUUGCCCCCGUCUACAAGUGUAAGAAUUACGACAAUAUUUUGGAUAAGAAGGGAUGUGACGACUUGGAUGCAAGUGCUCAAAUUGGUGAUCCCAUGCAAGUCAAUCGUGUCUCUGGAAUUUUCUAUUUUACCACAAACAGUGCUGCACCCUAUGGUCAUUUGAAAGAUCGUUCGUAAAUGGACAACAGAGUUUGAUUGAAAAUAAAUGAAAA